Molecule: messenger RNA, 1701 nt
Organism: Exophiala spinifera
Lineage: Eukaryota; Fungi; Ascomycota; Eurotiomycetes; Chaetothyriales; Herpotrichiellaceae
Exons: 2
Coding region: 1-1701 (566 amino acids)
Biological process (GO): protein dephosphorylation
Molecular function (GO): protein tyrosine phosphatase activity
Source: RefSeq, a predicted model, not a curated record
AUGCCACAAUCUUUGAACAUCAGCACUUCAACAUCAGGGUCCGUGAAGCGACAGAGAUCGCAGGAGUUGCCCAAUAAUGCGGCUGGCCCAUCCACUUCCAACUCAAGGUCUUCAACCGAGUCCGCUGGUGAGAGCGGUAACUCCAGCCAGCGGAAUCUCGCCAAGGUGCCGGCGUAUCUAGACAAGGAUCGAGCAAGGAUCACGGCUGCCUUUGCCGAUAUUGGGUGGAAAGAACGAUAUCGUUUGCAAGAUGCCCUUCAAAACCCGGAGUCCUCUCCAUAUCGCUUGGAUCGGUCGCUUGCUGUGAUAAGCCGUAAUCGAUACAAGGAUGUCCAGCCUUGGGACUUGUCAAGAAUUAGGCUAAAGAAGCCCAUUGGGGGAUCUGACUAUGUCAAUGCUUCGCCCAUCAGGCUCUCUGGUCGCUUACUGCAAGAAAAAAUGCGCAAGGAACACCCUACUUCGCAUGCUCUGGAGAACACUUCGCCUGAUGGAUCCUCCGACCCUGUAUACAGGUAUAUUGCCACUCAAGGUCCGAAAGAAGGCCAAUUUUCCCACUUCUGGCAUAUGGUUCUGCAAGAAACCACGGGUGAUGUCGGGGCGAUUGUGAUGCUCACUCAGCUAUAUGAAGGUGCAAGAGAGAAAUGCGCACAAUACUUUCCCUGGGAUAUGGAACAUCCCAUAAUCAGUCUCCCAGCGCAUGAAGAGGGCAAUGGAGACGCCCCUGGAGACAAAGCGAGUGAUGGUGAUCCUUUCUCUGAUAUCCCUAAAUUGAGCGCCGAUACUGAUAGCGUCGAAACAGAUGCCGAGUCUCCAGAUUCAAACACACGACAGGAAACCGCAGGUGGAGCGCAAAGUCAGUGUGGCACAGUGACAUUGUUGUCCCUCAAUUAUGACGCAACAGUCAGGUGUGAGGUGCGACAGUUGCAAUUGACCAUUGGAGAUGAAUCAAAGGUCAUUUAUCAUUACUUGUUCAACGGCUGGCCGGAUUUCGGGAAACCAGAAGCCGAAGACCGUAGGGCGCUGGUGGAAUUGAUCAAGGUGUCCAAGAAGGUAGCUGGCGACUCUCCACGGAUCGUCCACUGUUCAGCAGGGGUUGGUCGCACCGGCACUUGGAUAGCCCUGGACUUCCUUCUUCAUGAAUUGGACGCUGGCAGGCUCGUAGAGCCACCUUCGGAUUACAUUACAGCCAGAGCCCCCCCGAAAUCAAAUGGUACUUGGGGUAGGAGUGGACCGCCUAAAGCGACGACUCCGGAUUUUCAGGAGGAAGCCGACCUCAUCUGGGAGACGGUCAACACCUUGCGCGAACAACGGAUGAUGAUGGUCAUCAAUGAAUUGCAGUACAGCUUCCUUUAUGAAGUCCUGAAGGACGCCUUCAUCGAGAAGUAUGGUGCAAAAGAAACCGGCCCGGUCGUGUCCGAAGCGCGUGAACCCAGCCCAAAGGUGGCACGUAAGAAGUCGCCAUUCGGUGGGAUGUUUGAGGGUACCAGAGUCGGUGAGGUCAAGGGCACGGAGGACACCGUGUCAGAGAGCGGUGGACCGUCUGAUGCCGAGACUGAGAUUCUGGAGAGGGACAGGAAGGGAGUGGACCCGGACGCAGAAGCAGAAGCAGAAGAUCCCUACGCCGCUGUUGCUCCGGAGACGAUCAGGGAGGGACUGACCAAGGAUAAUCAAAUGGAGGUUGAAGGGCAUGAAGUACGGUGA